AUGUCUUACAAAGCUCUUAAGCACCGUUCAGCAACAAUGGAUGUUUUAAUUGUGAUGGCUACGACAAUUGCAUAUUGCUACUCGGUUACUGUAAUUAUCGUUGCUGCGAUAUUACGACCAGAUAGCAGUCCACUCACUUUCUUCGAAACGACACCGAUGUUGGUUACCUUUAUAUCGCUAGGUCGUUGGCUCGAGCAUAGAGCAAAGCGCAAGACCUCAGAAGCUCUUAGUAAACUACAAUCUAUGCAACCAACUGAUGCAAUUUUGGUUGAACUGGAUUUUGAUAACCAAGUCAUCAAAGAAGAGAAUAUCUCGGUUAACUACAUUCAUCAAGGUGAUAAUUUAAAAGUACUACCCGGAGCUAGAAUCCCAACGGACGGUUAUAUUUUAGCAGGGUCAUCUAUGAUUGAUGAAUCUUUAAUUACUGGAGAAUUCAUGUCCGUAUCUAAAAGUAAAGGAGAUAUGGCCCCAGUGCAAUUGUUAGCAGAUCGAAUAGCCGGCUAUUUUGUUCCUGGAAUCAUGUUACUAUCUCUAAUAACAUUAAUUACUUGGAUUUGUAUUGGAUUUGGGAACGUGGCCAUUAUAAAUCCAGAUAUUGGCAUCAAUGAAUAUAAUAAAACAGAAAUCGUUGUGGAGUUUGCAUUCUUAUGUUCUAUAAGUGUACUUGCGAUAGCUUGUCCGUGUGCCCUUGGUCUAGCUACACCUACAGCAGUCAUGGUGGGAACUGGUGUAGGUGCACAAUUAGGGGUGCUUAUCAAAGGUGGAUUGCCAUUGGAGAUCGCUCAUAAGGUUUCUGUAGUAAUGUUUGAUAAAACAGGUACGUUGACUCAGGGCAAGCCAAAAGUUAAAGAAGUUUUACUGGCUGAUGAAUCUUUAGUCGACUUUAACCGAUUAGUUGCACUGGCAUCAGCUGCUGAAAGCAAUAGUGAGCAUCCCUUAGGAACCGCUAUUGUACAAUAUGCAAGACAGAAAAUUAAUAUAUCCUAUUUGGGAAAGACCAGUCAAUUUGAGUCAGCGACCGGAUUUGGCAUACGGUGCUCCGUUGCCGAACCAAAAAAUGUUAAAGCAGAUCUAUAUCAGAGCGAGACUUCAAGCAAAUUACGAGAUGUGGUAAUUGGUAAUAGGCACUGGCUCCAUGCACAUAACAUUAGUCUAGACUCAAUUUUUAAUGAGAAAGUUUGUUGGCGUGAAAGUAAAGGAAUGAGCGUUGUUUUAGCUGCAGUUGACGGUCAAUUGGCUGGUGCCUUUGCAAUAACUGAUACGAUAAAGGAUGAUGCAAAGACGGCAAUACGUAGUCUCCGCCAGAUGAAUAUAACUGUAGUUAUGGUAACUGGAGACAAUAAAAGAACAGCUGAUGCCAUUGCCGAAGAGAUCGAUAUCGACGCAGUUUAUGCCAACGUAAAGCCUUCCGAUAAGAUUGCAAAAGUAAAAUCAUUACAAGAUAGAAAUAAUACGGUCGCCAUGGUAGGUGAUGGUAUCAAUGAUUCGCCUGCAUUAGCUCAAGCGGAUGUUGGAAUUGCCAUUGGUAGCGGUACGGAUGUAGCCAUAGAAGCCGCUGAUAUUGUUCUAGUUAAGGAUAAUUUGAUGGAUGUUGUUACUGCAAUUGAUUUAUCCCGAACAACAUUGAAAAGAAUAAGGUGGAACUAUUUUUUCGCAGUUAUUUAUAAUAUCAUCUGUAUACCGACGGCAGCAGGUGUUUUCAAACCACUUGGAUUUGUCAUUCAUCCGUGGAUGGCUAGUGCCGCUAUGGCAGCAUCUUCAGUUUCGGUUGUUUUGUCGUCAUUGUUACUAAGAAGGUAUAAAAGGCCAGUCGAUAGAACAAAGUUCUCUAAAAAAUGGGAUUCAAGUACUCACUAUCGUUACUCGAAGUUGCUCAAAGCCAGUAAUAGAAAUGCUACCAACUAUGGCAGUGACUUGUCAGAUAACGAUGAUGACCAAUCGACAGCACCAACGAAACAAUUAUUAAAGUUGGUUUUAAUAACCAGAUAUAUUUACUAUCAAGCAUUGCCUUUAUAUGGAACCGAUAAUAUUUUGUUUGGAUAUAUUAAUAAGAUUAAGAGGGUCAAAUGUUAA
Trichoplax adhaerens is the source of this 2073-nucleotide messenger RNA. RefSeq lists its product as uncharacterized. The coding region runs from base 1 to 2073 and encodes 690 amino acids. The record is from RefSeq and is a predicted model, not a curated record. Gene Ontology annotation, biological process: monoatomic cation transport; copper ion homeostasis. Gene Ontology annotation, cellular component: trans-Golgi network; membrane; perinuclear region of cytoplasm. The transcript has 14 exons. Gene Ontology annotation, molecular function: ATP hydrolysis activity; ATP binding; copper ion binding. NCBI's taxonomy places the organism in Eukaryota, Metazoa, Placozoa, Uniplacotomia, Trichoplacea, Trichoplacidae.